Molecule: messenger RNA, 4578 nt
Organism: Zygosaccharomyces rouxii
Lineage: Eukaryota; Fungi; Ascomycota; Saccharomycetes; Saccharomycetales; Saccharomycetaceae
Gene: KOG1
Product: ubiquitin-binding TORC1 subunit KOG1
Exons: 1
Coding region: 1-4578 (1525 amino acids)
Biological process (GO): positive regulation of protein serine/threonine kinase activity; TOR signaling; regulation of autophagy
Cellular component (GO): cytoplasm; TORC1 complex
Molecular function (GO): protein-macromolecule adaptor activity; protein binding
Source: RefSeq, a predicted model, not a curated record
AUGCCGGUUACCUAUGGACCUCAGCCAUUGAGGCCUAUAAAUGUGGAUACUAGACAUGGAUUUGGUGAACAGUACCACAGUGAACAGUUUUUACAGUCAUUAGCCAACGAUUUCAUAUUUUAUUUUGAUGAUAAGAGACAUAAGACUAACGGUAAUCCGACUCCUGAGGAGGAAAAGGAGGAGGAUGCACAGCAUUACUACCAGCCUAUACAGGAUUGGAAGAUUAUGAAAGAUAGACAAAAAACCGUUAGUGCAGCUUUAUUGUUGUGUCUGAAUUUGGGAGUAGAUCCACCGGAUGUUAUCAAAACGCAGCCAUGUGCAAGGGUAGAGUCAUGGGUAGAUCCAUUGAAUUUCCAGGACUCUAAGAAGGCAAUUGAGCAAAUUGGUAAAAAUUUGCAGACCCAAUAUGAGACUUUAUCGCUACGAACUCGAUACAAGCAAAGUUUAGAUCCAUGUGUUGGAGACGUGAAGAGGUUUUGCAAUUCGUUGAGAAGAACCUCCAAGGAUGAUCGGAUAUUGUUCCACUACAAUGGACAUGGAGUUCCACAACCAACACCGUCAGGUGAAAUAUGGGUUUUUAACAGAGGUUAUACGCAAUAUAUCCCCGUGUCUCUAUAUGAUUUACAAACUUGGUUGGGGGCACCAUGCAUAUUUGUUUAUGAUUGUAACAAUGCUGGAAACAUUGUAAACAAUUUUAAGAAAUUUGUUCAAAAGAGAAUCAGAGAAGAGCAAGAAGGUAUCCAAAAUACAUCAGCACCGUCGCCAUCAUUUACCAAUGCAGAGUGUUUUCAGCUUGCAUCGUGCAGAUCUGACGAAUUGUUACUCAUGUCACCUGAACUACCGGCAGAUCUAUUCACAUGUUGUUUGACAUGUCCCAUUGAAAUUAGUGUGAGAGUGUUUCUAAUGCAAACACCGUUAAAAGAAUCUAAGUAUAAGAUUCUAUUUGAAAAUCCAAUUACAAGUGAAUUUGACGACGAUAAAAACUCUUAUAAAUCUAGGAUUCCCAAUGUUAACAUUCCAGGUGUUUUGUCCGAUAGAAGAACACCGUUAGGUGAAUUAAAUUGGAUCUUUACAGCGAUUACCGAUACUAUAGCUUGGACUUCCUUACCUCGUCCACUGUUCAAGAAAUUAUUCAGACAUGACCUUAUGGUAGCAGCAUUGUUCCGUAAUUUCUUGUUAGCUAAAAGAAUUAUGCCGUGGUACAAUUGCCACCCUAUUUCAGAUCCAGAAUUAACGGAUAGCAUAGCUAGCCAUCCAAUGUGGCAAGCGUGGGAUUUAGCCUUAGAUGAGGUGUUGAGCAAACUGGUGGAAGAUUUAAAAAAUGCGCCGCCUUCUACUGACUUGGAGAGUCAAUUAAUUUUACAACAACAAGAGUCUUUACAAAGCCAAACACCGCAAAGAAAUGAGAUUAAAUCAGAUACCAUCCAAGCACAUUCGAGGUUUGCAGUCGGGAAUUUGAGUACCAUGUCAUUGGCUAAUCAUCCAGCGGCACAAUCAGCAACCAGGAAAUCAGCGGCAAGUUUGGUGCAAGUGCCACAGCAACAGCAACAAAAACAAUUCACCGGUUUCUUUGAACAAAACCUGACUGCCUUCGAACUAUGGUUGAAAUAUGCAUCCAAUACAAGACAUCCACCGGAGCAACUACCGAUUGUAUUGCAAGUGUUAUUGUCCCAAGUUCAUCGGAUACGUGCAUUGGUACUCCUCUCCCGAUUCCUCGAUUUGGGACCAUGGGCGGUCUAUUUAUCGCUGUCUAUAGGGAUUUUUCCCUACGUUCUGAAACUUCUGCAAAGUCCCGCACCUGAAUUGAAGCCCAUUUUGGUUUUCAUUUGGUCGAGGAUCAUGUCGAUUGAUUAUAAGAACACACAGGCUGAGCUUAUUAAGGAAAAAGGGUUCAUGUACUUCGUGUCAGUAUUAGUACCCGAUUGGGGCGUGCUUCCAUCACCAGCAAGUAGUUCUUCCAUUGCGCCAGGCUCACAAUUUUCCAUGGCUGCUAGUCCUAGCUUAAAUGGUUCUAGAGGUCAAUUUUAUCCUUCCCAGGGGGGCGCUUACCUAGCUACUCAUUAUCACUCUAAUGAUACAACUGAUGAGCAGAAGGCAAUGGCGGUUUUUGUCCUUUCUUCGUUCGUGAGAGAUUUCCCACUGGGUCAGAGGUAUUGUUUCAGCUUAGACUUGGUGGACAAAUUAAGCUUCUACUUGGAAAAUUCUGAAAUUCCCCUGCUACGACAAUGGUGUGCAAUUUUAAUUGGCCAACUUUGCAGUCACAAUUCGCUUUACAGGCAUAUAUGUAUGAAUGCGGGCAUCAUAAACACAUUGCUGGGAUCUUUGAAAGAUCCUGUUCCCGAAGUGAGAACCGCUGUGCUAUUGGCUUUGAAGAAUUUCAUUUCUGAUGUCGAUGAUGUUGACCAGAUGUUCAGAAUGCAGCAAGAAAUGGAACAACAAUAUCACCAACUUCAUGCACAGCUGCAACAAUUGCGGGGCGGUUCACAUCAGCAGCAGGCACAUCAUAUUGAACAACAGCAGAUUAAAUUGGAGCAACAGAUUCAGCAUUGUCAAAUCAUGCAAUUGCAGAUGCAAAAUAUUGAACCAAGGAAAUUGAAAAGACAGGAGGUCACCAACCUUGUAGCAGUUUUAGGGUUAAUAAAUGAUGGAUCGCCAUUGGUAAGAAAGGAAGUGAUCAUUUUUUUAUCACAAGUUGUUUACCGUUACAUUAAUUUCUUCAUCGUCGUGGCAUUUAAUGAAUUGAUCGAAGAGAUUAUUCAAAUGGAAGGCAAAGAUUCUGAUGCUCAGAACUUUUCUGAUAAAUACUCGGUUAGUCAUGGAUCUGUUUUUAGUACUGUUUGGGAAGCGCUACUGAUUCUGGCUGAGGAUCCUUAUUCUGAAAACCGCUCUUUGGCCGGACAAGUUGUUGAUUAUAUUUUGCUAGAGCUAAGUACCCACAAGGACCUAAGUGAUGCAUUCUCAAAGAUUGAGCACUAUUUGGCUAAAAGAAGCGUGGGCCAAAAUGGUAGGUCAAUGGUAAGUAACCCUCAAGUUCAGCUUUUGAAAAAGCCAAAUUUACCAUUCUCUUCAGAUAAGAAUGGAAAGAAUGAAAGUACUGAAAGAAAGAAGGAUGGUAGCAGCAUACGUAAGAAAGGUGCAUCUUUAAGCAAGUUCUUCCAGAACCUUAGUUUGGGAACUUCGAGAAGUGGAUCUGAAAAUGACUUGCGUGGAAUGGUGAAUGAUCAUGAUUCGAAACCUGCCGGAUUAUCUUUCUUGAGUGUGCCACAUGGUAUGGCGCCUCAAGCAACGAUCCCAAGACCUCGGAAGUUUGAUGGAGCAUUGAAACUGCCAUUGGAAAGCACUUUCUUGGACUAUUCUCGUGAAUAUUUUCAAGAACCACAGAUGAGAAGACAUGAAACUGAUGAGCCAGGAAGUGUUGAAUAUAGUGCUAGAGUAUGGCGCAGAAACAGAAAUGAGAGUAUUAUUCAAGAGACUCAAGCUGAAAAGAAAUUGGCGCUUUACGGCGAUUGGUCUAAUCGUGUGGUCACCUUGGAUAAUAAGACGCAACCGAAAUUGUUGAGGUUUGCACAAUUUGAAAAUCACUUGGUUAGCGUAGAUGAAAGAGACGAAGUGACAGUUUUCGAUUGGGAUUCCAAGAGAACGUUAUCAAGAUUUUCCAAUGGCAAUCCAUUUGGUACUAAAGUUACGGAUCUAAAAUUUUUAAAUGAAGAUGAUGCUGCCCUACUGUUGGCUGGUUCAUCCGAUGGUAUCGUGAAGAUCUAUAAGAAUAUUCAUUCUAAUGAUGAUCUCGAGCUUAUUUCUGCAUGGAGAGGUUUGACUGAUAUGUUGUUGACUCCUCGUUCUAGCGGACUAUUAACUGAAUGGCAACAGAUUAGAGGUUCCCUUUUAACUACUGGUGAUGUAAAAAUCAUUCGUGCAUGGGAUGCCCAUACGGAAACGGUUGAAGUGGAUAUACCUGCGAAGACUUCAUCCUUAAUUACAUCUAUUACAUCGGACCAAUUGGCAGGUAAUCUUGUUGUUGCCGGUUUUGCCGAUGGGUCCCUCAGAGUAUACGAUAGACGUGUCGACCCAAGAGAUUCUAUGGUUAGACUCUGGGGACCAGGUGCAGGUUCCAGACGUACAUGGAUCAAUAACGUUCACAUGCAAAGAGGUGGUUGCAGAGAAUUGGUUAGUGGUGCUACUAAUGGUGUUGUAGAGUUAUGGGAUAUACGAAUGAAUGAGCCUGUAGGUAUGUUCACUGAUGAAAACGUUCAACAACAGAAUGGACAAAGAAGAACUACUACCAUGACUACCACUCAAGUACAUGAACAUGCUCCAAUUAUUGCUACAGGAACGAAACAGGUCAAAAUUUGGACUACAUCUGGUGAUCUUUUGUCCAGUUUCAAAAACCAACACAACACUGGUGGUGUGGCAGGUACUCUAGCUGUCACAGGUAUCAGAUCCACAUUAUCGUCUUCAAGCGCAUUUUUGUCAUCGAUGGCAUUCCAUCCUCAUAGAAUGAUGUUGGCUGCUGCCAAUUCUCAUGAUACUGGCAUCAGUAUCUAUAAAUGUGAGGACAGGAACUCUGAGUUUUACUAA